AUGUUGGGUGAAUGGAGGAUUACGGGCUUCUAUGGCAGGCCCAAUAGGAAUGAAAGGAGAGCUUCUUGGGCUCUCUUGAGGGAAUUAGCUAGUCAAUACUCUUACCCUUGGGUUUGUUGUGGGGACUUCAAUGCCAUUUUGACCCAAGAUGAAAAAAGGGGUGGUAAUUUUUAUCCUACUUAUUUGGUUCAAGACUUUAGAGAUGCAGUACUUCAAGCUGGGCUUUCUGAUGUCAACAUGAAUGGAUACAAAUAUACUUGGGAUAAUGCAAGAGAUGAUGAUGAUUGGGUGGAAGCCAAGCUUGACCGUUUUUUGGCCAAUGAUGAUUGGAAGCGGCGAUUUAUACUAGUGGUUGUCGCGAAAUUGUUGAGGAAAUCUGGCCUGAUCCUUCCUGGUUCGGUUUUGGAGAAGUUACAAUUUUGCAGUGUUCGUUUGGGUGAGUGGGGAGAUAAUCUGCGAAAACUUUAUAAGCAGGAGAUUGACGAUUGUAAGCGGGUAAUGAGUCUCUUAAGGGGUAAGAGAGAUGCUCAUAGUCGAGAAAGCUUUAGGAUGGCCAAAAGCAAAUUUCUAGAUCUUCUUCGCAGGAAAGAAUCUUAUUGGCGUCAGAGAGCAAAGGAAUUUUGGUUGAAGGAGGGCGAUCAAAAUACAAAAUUUUUUCAUCGCAAAAAUACUAUCAGACAAAGGAAAAACAGAAUUGAUCGCUUGAAGGACGAUAAUGGGAACUGGUGUGAUUGGUCGACAGGGUUGGAAGCAAUGAUUACGGAUUAUUUCAAAAAUAUUUUCACUUCUAAUGCUGAUGAAGUCAGGGAGGCUGUUUUCAGUAUGCAAGCCGAUAAGUCUCCUGGGUUGGAUGGUUUCAACCCCGGUUUUUAUCAGAAGUAUUGGACUAUCAUUGGGGAUCAGGUAUCUAAUUUUUGCAUCUCUUGUAUCAGAGAUAGAGAAUUUCCUAGCGAGCUGAAUGAUACGGCUAUUGUCCUAAUCCCUAAGAAGGAGCACGUAGAACGUAUGUCGGAUCUACGCCCCAUAGCCCUUUGCAAAGUUCUCUAUAAAAUAAUCUCCAAGAUGAUUGCUAAUCGGCUUAAGAAAUAUCCAGAAAAGUGCAGAGUUGCUUAUGAAACUUUACACUACAUGAGAGGUAAAAGGCGUGGACGAGAUGGUUAUGCAGCUUUAAAAAUUGAUGUUAGCAAGGCCUUCGACAGAUUGGAAUGGAAAUUUCUGACGGCUAUGUUGAUGAAGCUUGGCUUUGACACAAAUUUUGUAGAGUUCUUAUAUCUCUGCGUUUCUUCUGUCUCUUUUAAGGUUCUUCAUCAAGGGAUGCUUACGGAUGCUAUUUUGCCGGGAAGGGGAUUGCGGCAAGGAGAUCCCCUCUCACCUUAUCUUUUUAUCCUUUGUAUGGAAGGUUUGUCUCGGUUAAUUCACAACAGAGUUGCUAUUGGUCGUCUGAAUGGUGUAGCUGUGGAGGGGCCCCGUGCUAAUGUGCAUGAUGAAACUCGCCAGAAUAUUUGCAAUAUCUUGCAGGUCUGUGAACAAGAUAAUCUGGGCUCUUAUUUGGGUCUUCCCACAGCAAUUGGUCGAAACAAACAGGAAGUCUUCCAAUUUGUGAAAGACAAAUUCUGGAGGCGCAUCAACUCUUGGAAGAACAAAGCCUUGUCUAGAGCUGGCAAGGAAAUUCUUGUAAAGACGGUCUUACAAUCUCUGCCAAACUAUGUCAUGAACCUUUUCCUUCUCCCAAAAGGUAUAUGUGAUGAUUUGCAACAAAUUAUGGCAAGAUUUUGGUGGGGGACAAAGGUUGAUGGAAGUAGAAGUUUACAUUGGUUGGGUUGGGAUCGCCUUGCUUGCCAUAAACAUUUUGGCGGUUUAAGUUUCAAGAAGAUCAGACAAUUUAAUAUCGCUAUGCUUGGUAGGAUGGGUUGGCACUUGUAUAUGAACUCUAAUUCUUUGGCUAGCCGAAUACUUAAAGCUAAAUAUUAUCCUAAUGUUUCUUUCUUAGAGGCUCCUAUUGGGAAUAAUCCCAGCUAUGUUUGGAGAAGCAUUAGAGAAUCUCAAAGUUUAAUUCGUGAUGGUCUUCUAUGGCGUGUUGGGGAUGGCAAUGAUAUUGCUAUCUGGCUAGAUAGUUGGCUGCCAGAUGUUGCCUUCCCUAUGGUUACUACAACCUUUGACUUUAAUUUUAGGGUCUAUAUGGUUUCGAAUUUGAUCACUGAAGGUGCUUGGAACAUUGAUUUGGUGAAUCGUGUGUUUAAUGAAAGGGAUCGAAAACUUAUUCUGUCAAUCCCUUUAAGAAGGAGCUCUAGCAUUGACUUGCAAUUUUGGAAACAUGAUAAGAGAGGCGCUUAUUCGAUAGCAAUCCGGUUCUCUAUCGACCAGAUCAAGACUUUGUUCUCGCAUGUUCCGACCACGCAGGUUUGUCCAUUAUGUAAUGUUGAUUGUGAAUCUGUAAAGCAUGUUUUAGUUGAAUGCUCCUUUGCAAGGCAUGUUUGGCUUGCCUCUCAUCUUGGUUGGUUUUCUCCUUCAACCCAUUCCUUUCAAGACUGGUUAAUGCGAGCUUUAGCUCUCUUCAAUCCAAAUGACUCUGCAACUUUGGCGUACCUAUGUUGGUCUAUAUGGGAGGAACGCAAUUCAGUGGUUUGGAAAUCUGCUCAGCCUGCUGCUAACUCCUGCAGAUUGAGAGGCCUUCGUCUCAAACGAGAAUGGGACGAUGCUCUGGUUAGUAUACGGGCUGCUAUUCCACCGACUGCAGAUUUGCCUACACCACAGGAAUGGAAAAAGCCAGGCCCUAACUGGGUGAAGCUCAAUGUUGAUAUCGCUACCAAUGUCAAUUCUGGAUGGACAGGAAUCGGAAUGGUGGUACGUAAUGAAAUGGGCAGUUUUGUGGCUUGUAAGAUUUCGCGCAUGGUAGGAUUAUUCUCACCUACAAUUGCUGAAAUUAUGGGAGUACGAGAAGCUUUGAGCUGGAUAAAGGACAACAAUUGGCAAAACGUUAUUGUGGAAUCUGAUAAUUUGCAGGUUGUUAAUGUUCUCAAUUCCAUGAAUGUGGAAAAUUUCUCUAUGAUGGGUGGUAUUGUUUCUGAUUGUAGAUCUCUUAUUAAUGAGAUUAGUUGUGAGAUUCUGUUUUCUCAUGUUUUCCGUUCGGCGAACGGGGUGGCUCAUGCCCUUGCUCAAGCUACUCGUUCCUUUCCGAAUGCUAUGGAGUGGACUCUUUCUCCUCCUGAAUUUGUAUCUCUUCUUUUGCUUUAA
This is a messenger RNA of Hevea brasiliensis (rubber tree), 3234 nucleotides long. RefSeq lists its product as uncharacterized. The record is from RefSeq and is a predicted model, not a curated record. Gene Ontology annotation, molecular function: RNA-DNA hybrid ribonuclease activity; nucleic acid binding. The transcript has 6 exons. Bases 1 to 3234 code for a protein of 1077 amino acids. Lineage: Eukaryota; Viridiplantae; Streptophyta; Magnoliopsida; Malpighiales; Euphorbiaceae.